UGAAUCGGCAAGGAACAAGUUCUUCGUAAAAUACCCAGAAGAAAAAAAAUAAAAAAGAUUAAGUAGAUUAAAUAAAUUAAUAAAUUAACUAAUUAGCUUGAAAAAAAAGAGAAAAAGAAAAAGAAAAAGAAAAAGACAGAGAAGGGUGGGUGCUUUUUAAAAGGCAAUAUUUUAAUUGGAGAUGGGAAGCGAGCAGAAGAAGUGCAGGUAGGAGAGAGAGAGAGGGUGUGUUUGGCGAAAAUGAAAUGAAAAGAAAAGAAAAGAAAAACGGCGAAAGAAGAUGAUGGUAAAGAAGAUUUGUAGUAAUACUAAUAAUACAAGUAGUAGUAGAAGUGGUGGUGGUAAUGGUAAUGGUGGUGGAAGUAGGAGAGAAGGAAUUGAGAUUCGCGCCGACUCCGGUAGAAAGGGAGCCUCGUCCGUACUCCUCCUUUUUCUUCUUUUGAUUCUCAUUCUUCCCCGUAUUUAAAAUUUUAUUAAAAAAAAAGGGAAAAAAAAAUCAAACCCACUAAAAAAAAAAAAUUAAUCUUUUUUUUUCCAUUGCUACGUUUCACUGUUGCUUCAAACGCACUUCUUCUUCUUUUUUCUACUUUCGUCUUCUGGUUCUUUCUGAUAGAUCUUCUGGGUCUUUUUUUCUUUUUUUUUUUUUUUUUGGGAGCUGGGAUUUUAUUUGAAUCAGUGAGCGAUUUUGGGAUUAGGGUUUUGUUAUCGUGGUUCGUUGGGUCUUUCUUCUUCUUGUGUUUUUUUUGUAACUUAAUUUAACGGUAAUAUUUUGUUUUUUUUAUUUAUUUUUUUGUUUGUUAAAAAAAUUUCGUAUGGGAUUAAUAUUUGUUAUUGGUGUUGAAUUUGUUUUUUUGUUUUUGGGGGAGUGGGGGGUGUCCUAGUGUGUGAUAUGAUUUGGUUGUAAAUAGUAUUUUAGAUUUGUGAAAUCGUGUAGCUUUCGAUUUUCCUCCUUGGAUAUAUUUUCUGAUUCUUGGAGGUCUUACUUUCUAUUUGCAUUCCAAUUUUAAAAAAGGAAAGAAAAAGAAGACAAAGAGGAUCAAAAUCGGUUCUAAGCCCUAUAUAAACACAUCCAAAUCCUUAAUCACCCACCAUUUUUAUUGUGGGUCUUGUUCUUACCCUUUUUUUUUUUUUUUUUUUGUUUUUCCCAAUCUAAACUGGAUACUAGUGUCCGGGUAAAUUGAGUCCGAGGGUAGAUAUUGUUUUUUUAAAUUUUUUGUGAAAAAAAGUAAAAAAUAUUUAAUUUAGGAGAAGAACUAUAAAAAAGAUUUAUAGUUUGAGCACGGAGGAACAAGUGGGGGGGUUUCAAUUCUUUGUUGGGUUGUUACAUUCUAUGGGAAUACCUGACAGUUCUCUACUAGAUCUAAUAGAAAAGGUUAGGUCUUGGAUUUCUUGGGGAAGAAGAGACUUACAGUGCUUGUCUGGCGGAUUUGAAAUGCCCGAUAACUGUAGCAAAAUGUGCUGUGAGUGCCAUACAAACUUUACCAAUACUUGUCAUAGAUUCCAUUGCCAAAGUUGCGGUCAGUGGUUUUGUGGGAAGUGUAUUCCUCAUCAUGGCUUAGAUAGUUUGAAGGGCAAUGCUGAGGGUGAGGAGAGUAUCAUCAAGUUCUGCAAGCUUUGUUCUGAGAUUAGUUUGAGGAAGGAAUGUGAGAGAAAAUAUGGUGAGAAAGUUCACCCUUCAGUAUCUCCCCGGGAAAGCCCCGAACCACCAUCGCCUAGCUUUAGUGGUGAAAGAAUCAAGUGCUCUGCAGAUGGUGAAUCCAUUCAGAGUGAUCAUUUUGCUCGUUAUAUUGAAGCCCGGGAUUAUGGGUAUUAUCCCCAUGCUAUGACAAGUGGUAGUAUGUCCUCGUUUAGUGCUCAUCCAUCGCCAGUGCACGUCCGUCGCUCUUCCAGCAGGAGCGAUGAUGAAGAGGCAGAGGAUUCUGGGAAGCACUUUUACAGCCCUUCAAGUGAAUACUUCCAUGAUAAUUCAGAUGUAGAUUCAAGUAGUGUUAGUGCUAGGAAUGAGUUUUAUAAUUUUAAGUCAGUGGGAUCAAGUCCUUAUGACAGUCCUUCUAGGAUUGAUUUUACUUCUAGUAGAGUUGGGCAUUGUGUACAGAAGUGGCAAGGAGAAAGUCCAGUGUCUAGAAAUGAUGGUUCCAAUGGUCAAGAGACUAUGGCUAUUUUAAAAAAGCCUGAUAUAGGGACUGAGGAUCCAGAUAAUAAUGAUGAUUACACUGAUGAUUUGUCAGUUUUCCGGAGCCAAUAUGAGAAGUCACAAAGGCCACUGGAUUUUGAAAACAAUGGUCUUAUCUGGUUUCCCCCACCACCUGAAGAUGAAAAUGAUGAGGUGGAGAGUGGUUUCUUCACUUAUGAUGAUGAAGAUGAUGAAAUUGGGGAUUCACGUGCGGUGUUCUCAUCAAGUAGUAGCCUACCUAGCAUGUUUCCAGCAAAGGAGAAACAGAAUGAGGGCAACAAGGAACCCCUAAGAGCUGUUGUACAGGGGCAUUUUAGAGCUCUUGUGUCACAGUUGUUACAAGGUGAGGGCAUCAAAAUCGGCAAAGAGAAUGGAGAUGAGGACUGGCUUGACAUAGUAACAACAAUAGCUUGGCAAGCUGCAAAUUUUGUGAAGCCAGAUACAAGCAAAGGAGGCAGUAUGGAUCCCCUUGAUUAUAUAAAGGUUAAAUGUAUAGCAUCAGGAAAUCCAAGUGAUAGCACCCUUAUAAAGGGAGUAGUUUGUACAAAAAAUAUAAAGCACAAGCGCAUGACAUCUCAAUACAAAAAUCCUAGAUUACUUAUUUUAGGAGGAGCACUAGAAUAUCAGAGAGUUCCAAACAAGUUGGCUUCUUUCAAUACACUGCUACAUCAGGAAAAUGAUCAUCUAAAGAUGAUUAUUUCAAAGAUAGAAGCUCUACGACCAAAUGUUCUGCUGGUAGAAAAAAGUGUAUCUUCAUAUGCCCAAGAUUACUUGCUGGCUAAAGAAAUUUCUUUAGUACUGAAUGUUAAAAGGCCCUUAUUGGAACGAAUAGCUCAGUGCACCGGUGCUCUUAUUACACAAUCAGUUGACAAUAUUUCAACAACUCGACUGGGGCAUUGUGAACUUUUCCGUUUGGAAAAGAUUUGUGAGCAACAUGAGACUGCCAACCAGUUUAACAAGAAGCCAUCAAAAACCUUGAUGUUUUUUGAAGGGUGUCCAAGGCGUUUAGGUUGCACGGUUCUGCUGAAGGGCGCAAGUCGUGAAGAGUUAAAGAAGGUUAAGCAUGUUGUUCAAUAUGCAGUUUUUGCAGCCUAUCAUUUAUCCCUUGAGACUUCCUUCCUUGCUGAUGAGGGUGCUACUCUGCCCAAGAUGACACAAGGAGGGCACCCAAUUGCCAUACCGGAGAGGGUGACAGCUGAUUUUUCGAUUUCUGCAAUCCCUGAUUCUCUUGCUCCAACUAAUUCUGAAGUAGCAGCUGAUGGUUAUGCUCAAGAUGAAGAGACUCUGAUUCUAAAUCCUGAACGUGAAGGAUCAGAACUUUUGUCUGGGCAUUUUGGUCCUGGAUAUGGUUUUUCUUUGUCUUCUAGGUCUAUAGACUGUGUGGAUGGAAGUGCAUUCUUCACUAUAUCCCAUUUAGCAUCUAAUAUGGGUUUUGAUAGUUCACCAAAUCAAUUCAAGGAUAUAAAACAGUCCACCGCACUUCCAUCUAACAUCAGAAAAUUUUCUCAAUCAGAAUUCCCAGAAUUAUCAGCCCCGGAGGAGAGUCGACCUGAAGACAUUCACGAAUUGACAAAAUCUGAAAGAAUUGAUGAAAAUGAUGUUUCAAGUGAGUACUUUUCAUCUGCUGACACUCAGCAAAGCAUAUUGGUAUCCCUUUCUAGCCGUUGUGUAUUGAAAGGAACAGUUUGUGAGCGCUCUCGGCUUAUGCGCAUUAAAUUUUAUGGCCGUUUUGAUAAGCCUCUUGGGAUGUAUCUUCGAGAUGAUCUUUUUGAUCAGGCAAUAUACUGUCGAUCUUGUAAUGAACCGGCUGAAGCCCAUGUUAUUUGCUAUACCCAUCAGCAGGGAAAUCUUACAAUCAAUGUUAAGCGCCUUCCUUCGUUAAAGCUACCUGGGGAGAGGGAUGGUAAGAUAUGGAUGUGGCAUCGUUGCCUGAGGUGUACUCAUGUAGAUGGAGUGCCUCCUGCAACACGUAGAGUGGUUAUGUCAGAUGCUGCUUGGGGACUUUCUUUUGGAAAGUUCUUGGAACUUAGUUUUUCAAACCAUGCGACAGCAAAUCGCAUUGCAACUUGUGGUCAUUCAUUACAGAGGGACUGUCUUCGUUACUAUGGGUUGGGAAGCAUGGUUGCAUUCUUCCGAUAUUCCCCCAUUGAUAUUCUCUCAGUCCAUUUACCACCAUCUGUGCUUGAAUUCAAUGGUUGUGGGCAACCAGAGUGGAUAAGAAGAGAGGCGACUGAGAUUAUGGGAAAAAUGGAAACCCUUUAUGCGGAAAUAUCUGAUAUACUUGAUAGCAUGGAAGACAAAACUAGAUUUUUGGGACAAGAAUCAUCUGAUACAACAGACUUACAGAACCAUGUAUUGGAGAUGAAAGAUCUUGUGAAAAGGGAAAGGGUUGAUUUCAUUGGUAUCCUGCAACCUGCUAUUAUUGAGACUUCACAACCAGGCCAAAUGGCUGUAGACAUUCUGGAACUAAAUCGCUUGAGGUGUUCUCUUGUUAUUGGUUCACAUGUUUGGGAUCGCCGUCUUUAUUCAAUGAAUUCUCUUCUUAAAAGGAAUUCUAUUUCCAAGGCCACGCAACCAGAUGCAUCUUUUGUCCACCAUAAAGAGUUGAUGAGUGAUUCAUUGAGUAAGGAUGGUAGGGUCGACUAUGGGCAAGAAGAAAUUGCUUGCGAAUCAUUAAAAUUACAUGAGUCGACUGAAAAUGGUAUAUUGUCAGAGCAGAAAGAGCCUGUUGUAUCACCCUGUGAACCUUACGUUCCUGAAGACUCCACGGUAUCAUGUCAUCAAAACAGACAGGAGGAAUUUUCUUCAGAUGGGGAAAUUACUGUUAUUAGGGCAUCCUUUGAAAGCUUUCCUUCCCAUGAGUCCACUCUUUCUGACAAAAUAGAUUCUGCAUGGACAGGCACAGAUCAACUUCUCAUGAAAGCUCAACCUGUGCAUGUUUCAAAUGCAGAUGGAAGUCAAGCUGCUACUGUCAGACAAACAUUUCAAAGUGAUUAUCCUCCUUUUAGAAGAUUAAGAUUGCCAGGCAGAGUUCAUUCUUUUGAUUCUGCAUUGAGGGUCCAAGACAGAGUGCGGAAAGGAUUGCCCCCUUCCUCUUUGCAUUUGUCAAAUCUCAGAUCAUUCCAUGCUUCUGGAGAUUACAGGAGUAUGGUCAGGGAUCCUCUGUCUAAUGUAACGAGGACUUUCUCUCAAACACUCCCUCUAGAGGCUCAAAAGAUGAACUUACUACUUAGUUCUACACCCACCUUAAUCUCCUCUGCAUCUCAAAUGGCUGAAGGGGUUCGAUUGUUGCUUCCCCAGACAGGCCAGAGUGACAUAGUUAUUGCUGUUUAUGACAAUGAACCUACCAGCAUCAUAUCAUACGCCCUUAGUUGCAAGGAGUAUGAUGACUGGGUUGCUGAUAAGCCAUAUGAGCAUGAGGGAGGCUGGAGUGCUCAUGAGAGUGGUAGAGAAGAUUCUGCAGCUUCUACCUUCUCGGCAUGGCAUUCUUUUGGUUCUAUUGAUUUGGAUUAUAUCCACUAUGGAAGUUAUGGAACUGAAGAUGCUUCAUCCUCAAUGAGUUCCCUAUUUGCAGAUACCAAAAAAUCUCCGCAUUUAAGGAUCUCUUUUGGGGAUGAAUCUUCAACUGGUGGGGGCAAAGUGAAGUUUUCUGUCACUUGUUAUUAUGCAAAACAGUUUGAUUCUCUAAGAAAGAAAUGCUGCCCUAGUGAGGUGGAUUUUGUACGCUCCUUGAGCCGCUGCAGGAGAUGGAGUGCUCAAGGUGGGAAAAGCAAUGUCUAUUUUGCCAAGUCAUUGGAUGAAAGAUUCAUUAUAAAACAAGUUACGAAGACAGAGUUGGAAUCAUUUGAGGAAUUUGCACCUCAAUAUUUUAAAUAUUUGACCGAUUCCCUUAGUUCAGGAAGCCCAACUUGCCUUGCUAAAGUUCUUGGCAUAUAUCAGGUUACAGUUAAACACUUGAAAGGUGGGAAAGAAACUAGAAUGGAUUUGAUGGUGAUGGAGAACCUUUUCUUUAAGAGAAGUAUCUCAAAGGUUUAUGAUCUUAAGGGCUCUGCUCGAUCUCGUUAUAAUUCUGAUACAACAGGGGUAAACAAAGUACUGCUUGAUAUGAAUUUGCUGGAAACACUACGUACAAAGCCUAUAUUUCUUGGAAGCAAAGCGAAGCGAAGUCUAGAAAGAGCUAUAUGGAAUGAUACGGCCUUUUUGGCGUCUGUUGAUGUAAUGGACUACUCGUUGCUGGUUGGGGUGGAUGACGACCGAAAAGAGCUGGUUCUAGGGAUCAUUGAUUUCAUGAGACAAUACACCUGGGACAAGCAUUUGGAGACAUGGGUAAAGGCAUCUGGAAUACUUGGAGGACCGAGGAAUGCUUCCCCUACCAUUAUCUCACCGAAACAGUACAAAAAGAGAUUCCGAAAGGCAAUGACUACCUAUUUUCUCACUGUACCAGAUCAAUGGUCUUCUUGAUUCUGAACUGCAGCAUUUGCAUAUUCUUUUGUCAACAAAAGUGUUCAAUUAAUAAAAGUCUGGGGAUUAUCAUGGCUGCUAAAAAGAGAGUGAGAUCCCUCCAAAUGAUUCGUUCUUUUGUUCUUUUCCAAUGUAUUUAUAUGAUUUAACUAUAUACAUAUUUGUCCAUUUGUUUUGUAUAUGGGCAAAAACAAGUCCCAAACGAGAGUCUUUGACACUGAAAAUUUGAAGAGUUGGCAACAUUUCUUCUCACUUUUUACAUGUCAAAGUUAACCCCUUUAUUUAAAUACAUGGGGAGAUAGGAUAUGUGUGUGACUUUGGGAGAGACUAAUGUAAAGAUGAGUAUCUUCUUUAUUUUGCGUUAUCCGUCAAAACAUUGAACUUGUAUUGGUUCUUUAACCAUUUAAAAAGUUUUUUCUAGCA
This is a messenger RNA of Ziziphus jujuba (common jujube), 7057 nucleotides long. Its product is annotated as putative 1-phosphatidylinositol-3-phosphate 5-kinase FAB1C. Bases 1331 to 6634 code for a protein of 1767 amino acids. Gene Ontology annotation, biological process: phosphatidylinositol phosphate biosynthetic process. The transcript has 11 exons. Gene Ontology annotation, molecular function: 1-phosphatidylinositol-3-phosphate 5-kinase activity; metal ion binding; ATP binding. NCBI's taxonomy places the organism in Eukaryota, Viridiplantae, Streptophyta, Magnoliopsida, Rosales, Rhamnaceae. Gene Ontology annotation, cellular component: endosome membrane. The record is from RefSeq and is a predicted model, not a curated record.